Cadophora gregata is the source of this 357-nucleotide messenger RNA. RefSeq lists its product as uncharacterized. The record is from RefSeq and is a predicted model, not a curated record. The transcript is spliced from 2 exons. Bases 1 to 357 code for a protein of 118 amino acids. Lineage: Eukaryota; Fungi; Ascomycota; Leotiomycetes; Helotiales; Ploettnerulaceae.
AUGCAACAAGAGAUAGAGAACGCUAAGAGAGAAAUCCAAUUCCGGCGCAACAGCUUGACUCUUGAAGCAGCACUUAGCCAAGUUCUCCACCUCAAGCUGGCUGAACUCGCCGCAAAGAACAACCUCACGGCUUCCAUCACCCGAACUCCCACCCACGAUUUCCUGGACAAGAAACGUCCCAACCUCGAAUCCCACAUCAAAGAAACUAAGAACUUCGUCGUCGAUACCCUCCUCGCAGAAUUUAAGCGACUAGAGACUGAAAGCCGCAUCAUCAAAGCCGGAUUACGAAUCAACUUUGGCGGCGACCAUCAGUGUGGCCACUGCAACAAAAUCACUCAUACGUCUGACAACUGCUGA